Harpia harpyja (harpy eagle) is the source of this 2368-nucleotide messenger RNA. It is a transcript of the gene RAC1, whose product is annotated as Rac family small GTPase 1. Lineage: Eukaryota; Metazoa; Chordata; Aves; Accipitriformes; Accipitridae. The transcript has 7 exons. Gene Ontology annotation, cellular component: plasma membrane; cell cortex; dendritic spine. Bases 238 to 873 code for a protein of 211 amino acids. The record is from RefSeq and is a predicted model, not a curated record. Gene Ontology annotation, molecular function: GTP binding; protein kinase binding; GTPase activity. Gene Ontology annotation, biological process: motor neuron axon guidance; regulation of actin cytoskeleton organization; small GTPase-mediated signal transduction.
GGGCCGAGCGCAGCCCGGCCGGAUGUGAGUGGAGCGGCAGCUUCCUGUGUCCCCGCAGUCCUCCCUCUCCCCGCCUUGGGUGGUGGCCGCUGCCUCGUCCCCGCUCCCAGGCACAGGGCGGAGGCGGCCGCGACCUGGUGCGGAGACCGCCGCCGGCUCCCUUCGUGCGCGGCCCGGCCCUCCCCUCCCCUCCCCGCCCCGCUCGGCAGCAGGACCCGCCGCCGCGGCGCAGCCCCGAUGCAGGCCAUCAAGUGUGUGGUGGUGGGCGACGGUGCUGUAGGUAAAACAUGCCUACUCAUCAGUUACACAACCAAUGCAUUUCCUGGAGAAUACAUACCCACUGUUUUCGACAACUACUCUGCUAAUGUAAUGGUUGAUGGAAAACCUGUCAAUCUGGGCUUGUGGGAUACAGCUGGUCAAGAGGACUAUGACAGACUACGUCCACUCUCCUAUCCGCAAACAGUUGGAGGAACCAAUGGUAAGAAUAUAUCUUCCAGUCUGACAGAUCAACCUAUUGCCGAUGUCUUCUUAAUCUGCUUUUCCCUUGUGAGUCCUGCUUCCUUUGAAAAUGUCCGUGCUAAGUGGUAUCCUGAGGUGCGGCACCAUUGCCCCAACACCCCCAUCAUUUUAGUGGGUACCAAACUCGAUCUCCGGGAUGAUAAGGACACUAUUGAAAAACUGAAGGAGAAGAAGCUGACUCCUAUCACCUACCCACAGGGCCUUGCCAUGGCAAAAGAGAUUGGUGCAGUGAAAUACCUAGAAUGCUCAGCACUUACGCAGCGAGGCCUCAAGACAGUGUUUGAUGAAGCUAUCCGAGCAGUUCUGUGCCCCCCUCCUGUAAAGAAGAGGAAGAGAAAAUGUCUGCUGCUGUAAACAUUACCCUCCCCCACCCCACUCCAAACCCUGUGCUUUGCUCAGAACAAUGGAGCAUUCACACUCAAUGCCAAGUUUUUCUGUUAUAAAUUAGUUCUCUUCCAUAAAUUCUUGAACCAAUCAACAAUUUCCUGGUUUCAUUUGUUUAAAGUAUGAAAGUUACCUUGCAUUCUUCUAAAAGCAAACUCCUGAAAAGACAAACCUAUGUAAAGCCUUAUUUUUAAAAUCCUAUUCUUGCUCAAUUAAGUGUUGCCAAAACUAUCUGCUGAACUAAGUUGCAUUGUUGUGCUACGAACACUAAGCACUAAACUGUUUUUUAAAGAUUCUUCUUGAAGAUGACUCUAAUUUCUGGUAGGAAAUACAAAAACACUUUCUAGUUUUUCACAGUAAGUAACAGUACCGUAAAUUAGCAAAACACUGCACUCUAAUGUGUUUUAUUAUGAAACGUUUUCUCAGCCCACAGUCAUUGCAUAGCGUUGUAUAUCAAACCUAAAUCUUUGCCAAUGACUGACACUCUUGAGUCACAGUGUAAAAUGCUUUAUCAUUGGUAAGGGCUUGGUUGCAAUCUAGUUCUUGCUGCUGUGAUUUAAAAAAUAAAUAACUAUUCUUACUGAAGUGUAUCUAGUCCUUUUGACAGCAUUGUAUUGUGAUGGAUAAAUGAAAUAUUGGGUUGGAUCAAAUGAUGAUAGUGCCAGACAGUAUUUUGACACUGUACAGAUGACUGACUUACACUACACUGCCAGGGUAGUUGAAACUGAAUUGACUUUUACUGCAGGUUAAAAUCAGUGGCCAUUUUCCCAGAGGUGCAGUAGUGGAAGAGAGGUUGGUGUUCAUAGGUAAAUUCCUUUGAAUUUCAAUUAGGGCAUUCAUUUAGGUACAGCUCUGAACCAGUCAUUCCCAAAACUGUUGUGUAGUAAAGGCUUUUCUUGUAGAAUCUCUUCUUACUGAGCAAUAUAACUUGUAUUUUAAAAACUUUCUGAUGAUAGAAAUUUGCUCUUUUUUUUUUUUUGUAGAGUAGAAUGUUCAAGCAUAUCCUCCUUAUUUUCCUGUUAUUUCUGACCCAGUAAGUUAUAUACUUUCUGAGGAGCUUUUAGUCUAUUAACUAGGUGUAAAAAUCAUGUGAAGCAGCUUUACCCAUUUUUAGUAAUUUUUAUAUUUUAAACCUCUAUAAACUAUGAACCUUCUCAAAUAUCACUGUUUGCCAGAUAUCCCCACCACUGUAACAUUACUAAUGCAGACAAGUGUUCUUUAUGUCACUACAUGUACAUGUGCAGCAUAGGUUGAGUAAUGGUAACUUGGGUCUGUGAGGUUCUGUAAAUUAGUGCUAAUGUUCUGUACAUUCUAAACUGGCAGGAAUACAAUGUUGAACUACACCCUUUCAACCACUAAAGCAAAAUUUAAAAGUUGCAAAAUUGUGAAGUUUUUACAUUGAUCUUUUGCUAAUGCAAUUAGCAGUAUGUUUUGCAUGUAUGACUUAAUAAAUCCUUGAAUCACA